AUGCAGGCUCGGGCGCCUUGUGCUGACAUGUCCAAUUUUGAGCCCGACGACUUUGAGAUUGAAGAGGACUUUAUCGAGCCCGAUAGCGGGUUUGCACAGCCCAGUCAUGCUGCGAGUACGUCAAUGCCUGAACCAGCACAAGUCAGGCAAGUUGCGAACGAGCGGACAGAGCCAAAUCGAUACAAAGGAAGCGACACCCUGGAUGAGACGGUGACCGCCACCAUUAUGCGUGACGUCUAUGGAUUUGGCAGAACACUUAGAGAAAUCAUGCACCCAUCUGGCCAUGCUUCCAAUACCGACUGGGAUUUAUGGGGGCCCCUGGUGUUUGGCCUUGGGAUCUCCCUCGUCCUAGGAUUCGACGCUGGUAGCCGUCGAUCUGAGAUUUUCACUCUUGUAUUCUCUGGUAUCUGGCUCGGACAGGCUGUUGUUGCUCUCAAUGGCCGUUUAUUAGGAGGCUCCACAGCCUUUUUACGCGGCCUCUGUGUGACCGGCUACUGCUUGUUCCCCUUUCUGAUCCUAACAAUAAUCGAUCUGUUCCUGCUGAAGAAUCAUGCGUGGAGAAUCAUUCCAGCUGGUGCAUGUAGUGGACUGGCAUUCAUUAGUGCUACUCGAGCUCUUGAAUGCGCAAAUGUCAAACCAACCCGAAAAGCACUGGUUGUGUAUCCCGUUGUUCUGUUCUAUACGUAUGUCGGCUGGAUGUGUGUAGUUUUCUAA
Messenger RNA from Wickerhamiella sorbophila, 714 nucleotides. Its product is annotated as Protein YIPF6. Gene Ontology annotation, cellular component: trans-Golgi network; membrane. NCBI's taxonomy places the organism in Eukaryota, Fungi, Ascomycota, Dipodascomycetes, Dipodascales, Trichomonascaceae. The record is from RefSeq and is a predicted model, not a curated record. Gene Ontology annotation, biological process: endoplasmic reticulum to Golgi vesicle-mediated transport. The transcript has a single exon. The coding region runs from base 1 to 714 and encodes 237 amino acids.